Molecule: messenger RNA, 2343 nt
Organism: Microstroma glucosiphilum
Lineage: Eukaryota; Fungi; Basidiomycota; Exobasidiomycetes; Microstromatales; Microstromataceae
Exons: 4
Coding region: 1-2343 (780 amino acids)
Biological process (GO): positive regulation of transcription by RNA polymerase II; DNA-templated transcription
Molecular function (GO): zinc ion binding; DNA-binding transcription factor activity, RNA polymerase II-specific; sequence-specific DNA binding
Source: RefSeq, a predicted model, not a curated record
AUGGACAAUCUCCGUCAGCUACCACGACAGGAUCACAGCACCAAUGAGGCAGAGACUUCGGCACGCGGAGCAUUAGCUGGGGCAUCGCCCGCGUCGCCGCCACCACCGAAGCCAAAGCUGCCAGCAUGUGAUCGCUGCAAACAGAGGAAGAUCAAGUGCGAUGCUGGCUUGCCUCACUGCAACCCUUGCGGCAAGGCGGGAGCGGAAUGCGUAGGCAGAGAUCAGCUGCCAUCCGUACCUCGAGGUCUGGUGUAUGAGCUCCAGCAACGCGUGCAGAAGUUGGAAGCAGAGCUGACGGAGACCAGGAGUCGAGCAGGGUCGCAGUUCCCAGACAUGUCUGGCCAGACGAACCCUAGCUCAACAUCCUCAGUCGAUGGUCUGGAUCCACACUUGCCACCAGCAGACUUCCCCAGACGUAGGGGGCGCGAAUCCUUCUCCUCGCCUGCCGGCUCUGAGAUCGCCCCCACACCCAAGCGAGGAAGAUACAGUACUGCCAACAGGACCAAUAACGAAGGCUUCUCAACACUAAGUCCCACCAAUAUCAUAGCCGCCGAUGCACUACCCUACGAUCGUGACCUCUCUGUGGAGCUUCGAGGCCUCGCUGAACUUCGCAAAGACGCCGUUGCACACUUGUCCGAGCUAAGCCCCAGCCAACGGACUCAUCUGCCCUCAUACGACCCCGCACUCGUUGGUCGACUUGCGCGGAGGUACAUUAGCUUCCUCAACGAUGCUCUCCCCGUUUUCGAAGAUGCCGUCAUCAUCGAACUGGUCGAGCGAAUGCGCAGCGGUAGCGGCAGAGAGAGGAACGGUGCAUCGCUUCACUCGUACGAGAAGUGCCAGGUCCACUUGGUCAUUGGCCUUGCCUUUGCCACUCUGGCCAGAGUACAGCAUCGCUCCUCAGAACUAGCUCGAGCUGGUCAAGCCCACUGGCGCGCAGCUCAGGUAUAUGUGCCCGCGGCUAUGAAGGGGACAGACCUUCCAAAGCUACAGAUCAUCCUCCUACAACUUCAAUUUGUCCUUUUGUUCCCUGAACAUGGCAAUGCAUGGGAACUCAGCGGUCAGUCGCUGCGUCUUGCGGCAGCACUCAGUCUGAACAGAGAAGGUAUCAGUGACUCGGUUGCCUCGUCGACGAUGGGCCGCAGGCUCUUCUGGACAGCAUACUGUCUGGAUGUCAGCCUCGCAGUUGCCCUCGCCAGACCGACUGCGAUUAGUGACGCAUGGAUUUCUACCAAGCCGCCCAGUAUGCCAACGACAGGCCGUGAAUCGCCCUCUCCACUGAAGCCGCACUUCUCCUUCGUCAAUCACGUGGGCCUACGGAGGCUCCAGAGCGAAAUUUACCACUAUCUAUACGCUUAUGAUGACGUCUCCAAUCCUGAACGAUCAGACCAGCCGGCAAUCGGCGAAUGGCUACGCUCUAGGCUCGACAAGCUCGAGAAUUGGAGAAAGCAGUACAACGUCGCCACACCGUUCGUUACAGCUCAAUGGACGGAAUUGAACUUCCACAUCACCAAGACCUUGAUGUUUAGACCAUCACCACGCAUUCCGGUGCCAGGAGUUUCGGCUCUCCUGGAAGCGCUCGACUCUUCAGCACAGACGAUCCGCCUCUACAAGCUCAACUGGCGCACGUUCCGCGUCAACUUCCCAUGGCUAGCAACACACCAUGUCUUCAUGGCAGGUCUGAGUUUCCUCAACAGUCUCAAGUCUUUGCACAUGUUGUCCAUACCCACCGGUGUCUCGCUGGUGGAUAUCACAAUGCACGUUCAGUCAUGUGCAAGCCUGCUAGAAGUGCUGUCUAUCGUGCAAGACGAUGGCACUGGCGAGCAAGGCAACAGCAACAAGGUGCGAGAUGCAUUCGAUGCUGCUGCCUAUGCUGUCCUCAACAGUCUCUUUGCAGCGGGUGCCAAUGCCCGUCCAGAGACCUCAAACAAUGCAGCGAGAGCGAGCGGGCCGGUGCCCGGAAAUGCGCAGUCCCCAUUCAACGUCAACGACGUGACCAGCUCACUGUCGCUCCUCGCCUCUUCGGCUGCUUUGGCUGAGGCGCCCGGUGGCAGAGCAACUGAAACGCUCACCUCCUUUUCGCCACUUCCCCCAUUUGUGGCGGAUCGAUCAGAAGCGACCCCGUCACGCGCCUCUCUUCCUCUGCCGGCUGGUGGAAGCGCGACGAAUGCCUUUGCCCCACCGAAUACGGCAUCGAAUCCGGAGAAUGACUUUUCCUUCCUCGAUUGGUUCCUACAUCCCAUCGAUGGAGGUGAUGUGCCCUGGCAGGACAAUGCCUUCGGCCCUGAUGGUCUUGGCGACCUCACGAGCACUGUCAGCGAUGGUCGGGGAGAUCUCUGGAUCUGA